AUGGGCAAGGAGAAGAUCCAUAUCAACAUCGUCGUCAUCGGACAUGUCGACUCCGGAAAGUCCACCACCACCGGACACUUGAUCUACAAGUGCGGAGGAAUCGACAAGCGUACCAUCGAGAAGUUCGAGAAGGAAGCCCAGGAGAUGGGCAAGGGAUCCUUCAAGUACGCCUGGGUUUUGGACAAGCUGAAGGCCGAGCGUGAGCGUGGUAUCACCAUCGAUAUCGCCCUCUGGAAGUUCGAGACUGCCAAGUACUACGUCACCAUCAUCGAUGCCCCUGGCCAUCGUGAUUUCAUCAAGAACAUGAUCACUGGUACUUCCCAGGCCGAUUGUGCUGUCCUCGUCGUCGCUUGCGGCACUGGAGAGUUCGAGGCCGGAAUUUCCAAGAACGGACAAACCCGCGAGCACGCUCUGCUCGCCCAGACCCUUGGUGUCAAGCAGCUCAUCGUUGCCUGCAACAAGAUGGACUCGACCGAACCUCCCUUCUCCGAGUCUCGUUUCACCGAGAUCAAGACUGAGGUGUGCAACUUCAUCAAGAAGAUCGGUUACAACCCCGACACCGUUCCCUUCGUCCCGAUCUCUGGAUUCAACGGCGACAACAUGCUCGAGGCCUCCGCCAACAUGCCCUGGUUCAAGGGAUGGGAAGUCACCCGCAAGGAGGGCAACGCCAGCGGCAAGACCCUGCUCGAUGCCCUGGACUCCAUCAUCCCCCCAGCCCGCCCUACAGACAAGGCUCUCCGCCUUCCCCUCCAGGACGUGUACAAGAUCGGAGGUAUCGGAACUGUCCCCGUCGGCCGUGUCGAGACUGGUAUCAUCAAGCCCGGCAUGGUUGUCACCUUCGCUCCCCAGAACGUCACCACUGAGGUGAAAUCCGUCGAAAUGCACCACGAGUCUCUCCCAGAGGCCGUACCCGGUGACAACGUCGGAUUCAACGUCAAGAACGUUUCCGUCAAGGACAUCCGUCGUGGAUCUGUCUGCUCCGACUCCAAGAACGACCCCGCCAAGGAGGCCCGCACCUUCAACGCUCAGGUCAUCAUCAUGAACCACCCUGGACAGAUCUCCGCCGGGUAUUGCCCCGUGCUGGAUUGCCACACCGCCCACAUCGCCUGCAAGUUCGCCGAGCUGAAGGAGAAGGUCGACCGACGUACCGGAAAGAAGGUUGAGGACAACCCGAAGGCCCUCAAGAACGGAGACGCCGGAAUUGUCGAGCUCCACCCCACCAAGCCUCUUUGCGUGGAGGCUUUCACCGACUACCCUCCCCUUGGCCGUUUCGCAGUCCGUGACAUGAGGCAAACGGUCGCUGUCGGAGUUAUCAAGAGCGUCGACAAGUCUGAUGGAGCGGGAGGCAAGGUCACCAAGGCUGCGCAGAAGGCUGGUGGCGCCGCUGGCAAGAAGAAA
Messenger RNA from Mesorhabditis spiculigera, 1398 nucleotides. The record is from the annotation of a GenBank genome assembly. NCBI's taxonomy places the organism in Eukaryota, Metazoa, Nematoda, Chromadorea, Rhabditida, Rhabditidae.